AAGCACCUCGUCCAUAAACCGCGCCCAGUCGCCCGUAUCCCCCCGUACCAGCGCUUGCUGAGUGCUUAUUGCCAGCAUGAGCACCAUAUACAACUUAGAGCCGAAUCCAACCGCGAAAGUCCUCCUCCAAACUACCGCCGGUGACCUCGAACUCGAGCUAUUCGCGAAGCAGACGCCCAAGGCUUCGCGCAAUUUCCUGCAACUAUGCCUCGAUGGCUACUACGACAAUACCAUCUUUCAUCGCUUGGUGAAAGGCUUUAUAAUACAAGGUGGUGACCCCACAGGCACUGGACAAGGCGGAGAGAGCAGCUACGAUGGAGAACCCUUUGAGGAUGAGUUCCACAGCCGCCUCAAGUUCAAUAGACGAGGGCUGCUGGGCAUGGCGAACACGGGCAAACCCAAUGAUAAUGGGAGCCAGUUCUUCUUCACUCUGGGAAGUACGCCGGAGUUGAACGGCAAGAACACAAUGUUUGGCAGAGUGGCAGGCGAUACCAUCUACAAUCUGAUGAAGAUGGCCGAGGCUGAGAUUGCCAAGGGAAGUGAGGAAAGACCGCUGUACCCCACGAAGAUUACUGGAGCGGAAAUCAUCAUAAAUCCGUUCCAGGACAUGGUCAAAAGAGUACGGAUUGCCGAGCGAACGGUACCUGAGCUAAAGAAGGUCAAAAAACCGAAAAGGAAGGCUGACAAGGCCUUAUUGAGCUUUGGUGUUGACGAAGCCGAGGAAGGUGCACCGCCGCCUGUGGCGAAGAAGGUGAAGUACAACGCAGCGCUGGUUAGUGCUGAGGGUGAACACCCCUCCAAGGUCAGCACAAAACCAUCAGCAAGCGUUCCGGCAGAGAAAACCAUCCCCAUCCGAAAACCAGCGCGUCCGUCGCCUCCCGCCGCGCAAUCCCCUGAGCGUAAAGCCGACGCAUCGGUGACGGAAAGACCAGAACCAGCAUCUCAAACCCCCAGAGAACCAUCACCUCAACAGACAAAACUCGACCGCAUCAACGCGCAGAUUGCAGCUGUGAAGGCUUCCAUGAAGCGCACCACUCCAGCUCAAACCGCUGAGACGACCAAGAAGAAGUCGUUACUAGAAUCCAUGGUUCCCCCCGGCACCAUGCGCGGUCGCAAGCGAGGCGCGGGUGCAAACGAUGCCGCAUCAGAAAAGUCCGCGCUAGACAUUCUCUCUCAGUUCAAGUCAAAGCUGGAAGCUGCCGCCCCUUCUCUAAACUCAAAGUCUCCCGAUGUCCCGACAGAUAUGGCAGUGCGCGAUGCUAGCAACGGAGAAGUGAAUAGCGCCCGUCCGAUCACAGAUGAAGAGGAGGUCCCCUGCGAUCUUCAUUUUAUCGUUGGCUGCCAGUCAUGUACGGCUUGGGACAAAGAGGAUCAUGCAGAGUCCGAUGAUGACGCCGGUUGGAUGUCGCAUUCUCUGUCGUUCGCCAAGGACAGGCUUGGCAAGGACUUGGAGUGGAAACGCAAGAAUGAAGAAGAGCUGCUUGUGAUAGAUCCGCGAGAAAGGGCUCAGGAAAUCAAGACAGAGGGACGAGCCAAAAGAGAUUGGGACGAUGGCAAGGAUAAGCGGACGAAGAAGGGCUUUAAUGUCAGCAGGGGAUAGCAUACUGUCGCUUUUCACGUCCGAGUGAACACAACCAUGCGCACAAGGGCUAUUGAUCUUCUAAUUGGCUCCUCCUGCUUCUUGACAGCCCCUCCAUCUAGGUGUAUCAGCCUUAAAAUGCCGUGCUCUACAGUAGU
This is a messenger RNA of Westerdykella ornata, 1737 nucleotides long. Its product is annotated as cyclophilin-like protein. The record is from RefSeq and is a predicted model, not a curated record. Gene Ontology annotation, molecular function: peptidyl-prolyl cis-trans isomerase activity. Gene Ontology annotation, biological process: protein peptidyl-prolyl isomerization; protein folding. Gene Ontology annotation, cellular component: catalytic step 2 spliceosome. The transcript has a single exon. The coding region runs from base 77 to 1600 and encodes 507 amino acids. Lineage: Eukaryota; Fungi; Ascomycota; Dothideomycetes; Pleosporales; Sporormiaceae.